AUGAAUAAAGAUUUAUUUAUAUAUAUAUUUAAUAAUAAGAUAUUGAAUCAAAAAAUAUUUAAUUAUGUAUAUUUAAUAAAUAGAAUUAUCGAUGGUAAUGAAUCAAAGAGAUGGAAUGAUUUGAACGAGUCACCUAUUACUUUGGUAUCUUAUGGUUAUUUAGAUUUGUUAAAGUUAUACCAAAAGAGAAACCCUACUUUAAAAUAUGAUAGUUUCUUGUUCAAGCGAUUGUUGACAAAGGCAGUUGCUAAAAGACAUCUACCAGUUCUAAAGUAUCUAGUGGAUGAACUCAAUAUGUUCAGUAGACCGUUCAUCGGUAAUCAAAUGUAUGAUUGUAAACUAUUGGGUGUUGCAGUGGAGGUAGCUGAUUUCGCAAUCAUUGAAUACCUGGAAUCGAUGAACGACAUCGCCCACUGGGACUAUCCAGAGGUAUUCAUUAUGUCGCCGAUCUCUCGUAGCCUGGGGAUUGUCAAACAUUUCAGCGACCGACUUGACACUGUUUUCGGUGGUGGUAGAACAACUGUAGUAGUACCUUCUCGUAUGAAAGUGGUGUUCGAAAUUGCUGCAUCCAUUGGUAUCAUGGAGAUCAUUGAAUGGCUAAUUGCUAACCGAUCGGAAUGGCGAAAAGGAAGUAACAUGUAUAUACAUGCUGUCUCUGGAAAUAAGUUACAUGUUCUAGAGUUCUUACAGAGAGAGAGCCUAGAAAAGUUAAAGUUGAAUACCAAUCUAUUUGAACUGGCGUCAAAGAAUCUAGAGAUGGUAAAAUGGUUUUGUAACAAUCUGCACCAACAACAACAACAAGAUACAUUCACUAUAAAGUUGGACAGUGCCGCCAAGCAUUCUCUCUCGAUUGUCAAGUGGCUGAAUGAGAAUACAACACCUGCUUGCACAGUAAAUGCAAUGGAUCUUGCUGCGAGCAAUGGGCUGCUCGAUGUCGUUGAGUACCUACACCAGGUGCGAACAGAGGGAUGCACUGUGAAAGCAAUGAACUAUGCUGCAUCCAAUGGAUUUCUCCCUGUAGUACGAUUCCUUCAUGAGAAUAGAAGCGAGGGAUGCACUACAUUGGCAAUUGAUGGUGCUUCACGAUUCGGUAGUUUGGAGAUCGUUCGAUUCCUAACUGAGAAUCGCAGUGAAGGAUGUACACAACAAGCGAUGUCCUAUGCCGCUAGUAAUGGUCACCUCGAUGUUCUAAUAUAUCUACAUCAGCAUCGUACCGAAGGAUGUUCUACCGAUGCUAUGGAUCGUGCUUGUUACAACAAAAGAAUAAAUAUAGUUAAAUGGUUGCAUGCCAAUCGUAGUGAAGGUUGUUCGACCGACGCGAUGGACGAAGCUGCCAAUCAAGGUAGUUUGGAGCUGGUGCAGUUUCUCCAUGAGAAUCGUAGUGAAGGUUGUACAACGCUUUGCAUGGACAAUGCAGCAUCGUCAGGCCACUUCGAGAUCGUGCAAUGGCUCCACAACAAUCGAACUGAAGGCGCGACAACAAAAGCUAUUGACGAUGCAGCAGGUUUUGGCCGACUAGACAUCGUCGAAUGGCUCCAUAACAAUCGUACUGAAGGUGCGUCUACCUUGGCUAUGGACAAAGCAGCAGUUCAUGGACACUUCAAUUGCGUCAAAUGGCUAAACGAGAAUAGAACUGAAGGAUUUUCAGGUCAACAUAUUAUCUCUCAAGCUCAAGCGUUUGGAUAUCAAAAAAUAGCAGACUAUUUAUUAAAUAUGUAA
This is a messenger RNA of Heterostelium album PN500, 1719 nucleotides long. RefSeq lists its product as uncharacterized. Lineage: Eukaryota; Evosea; Eumycetozoa; Acytosteliales; Acytosteliaceae. Gene Ontology annotation, molecular function: protein binding. The record is from RefSeq and is a predicted model, not a curated record. The transcript has a single exon. The coding region runs from base 1 to 1719 and encodes 572 amino acids.